GAAAUCCUAAAAUUAAUAAAAACCUAUUUGAGCUGUGCAGCCAAAAAGAAUUUUCAAUUUCAAUUUCAAUUUUCAAUUUUGUUUUACAGUCAACUAAAAGCUGAGCUAAUACUGAUUACAGUCUCGCCAUUUUCCAUUAAAAGAAAAUUAAAAUUAAAAAGUAAAGCCGUCCUGUCAAAUUUUUUUCUCUAAUUAGUAAUUUUCAAGACGAAGAUGAUGAUGAUGAUGAUGAUGAUAAGCUACAACGCUUUGUUUUCACUUAUUAACUCAUUCUCGAUUUUAUCGAUUUUUUACAGCUUUUAAUUUACUCUACAUUGUAGAAAUUUCCCGAUCAGAUUAAAAUGGAGAUGGUGAUUUUAGACAAAGAGGAUGCGGUUGAUUGGGUUUAUAGAGGUGAAGGAGCUGCUAAUCUUGUUCUCGCUUACACUGGAUCAUCUCCCUCAUUUAUUGGGAAAGUGAUGAGAAUACAAAAGUCACAACGUAAGGGGAAAAGUAGAGUGAACGAAAAUGAAGUUCUAACAGCGCAUGAACGGCUUCUUUGGCGAGAAUAUAAGGAGCUAAUGGUGUGGCCAAACAGAGAGAUUGUACAGCAGCUUUAUGUCAAGCAUGUAAUGAGCCCAUUGUUAGGACCACAACAUGUCGAUGCCGGGAUGCGUGUUCGUGUAACUAAGGAAUUCCUCUUGUCAGUUGAGAAGAAUGUGACUUGUCGUCGGCCUGCUUGUCGAAUUGAUUCAUCACAGGUUGAUGUGAAUCGUGAUUCUGUUCUGAUCAUAUCGGAUCAUUCAGUCUUUAUGAAUGGUUCUGUUAAAGGUGGACCAUGUAUAACAGUUGAGAUAAAGCCCAAAUGUGGAUUUCUCCCAAUUUCAAGAUUCAUAGCUGAAGAAAAUGCUGUUAAAAGAACUCUAAGUCGAUUUAAAAUGCACCAAGAACUGAAGUUGCAUAAUCAAGAGAUUUCAGAAUAUAGUGAAUAUAAUCCACUGGAUUUGUUCUCUGGAUCGCUAGACAGGAUAUGCAAGGCUAUUGAAGCUCUAUACGCCACCCCUCAGAAUAAUUUCCGUGUAUUUCUGAAUGGCUCUAUCGUAUUCGGGGGCUUGGGUGGUGGUGCAGGCAGUACUACUGUUCUGGUCGGUGAGGCCUUUGAAGAUUCACUCAAGGAUGUCAUUAAGGCAGAUGAUGGCAUGUGCAAAACUAGCUUUAUACAGCUUGUUUCUGAGACAGUUUACAGUUCGGGAGUAUUAGAUCAACUUCUUGAAGUUCAGAAGCUCGAUGCUUAUGACAUUGAAGGGGCAAUUCAUGCAUAUUAUAACAUAAUUUCUCAACCUUGUAUGGUUUGUAGAGAACUGAGUAAAGACAAAUUAUCAAACCGUCAUACUUCUUUGCACUCCAUUCCUUUGGAAGAAAGCUUGAAGAUUGUGAAGGAUUAUUUGAUAUCUGCUACUGUAAAGGACUGUAGUUUGAUGAUUAGUUUUAGACCAAUGGUUGAUGGAGAUGUGCUAUCUGAAUCUUCUCACAGUACUGUAUAUCUAGGAUCAACUAAGCAAGUUUUUGAGUACAAGGUGUAUUUCAUUGAUCUGGAUUUGAAACCUUUGAAGAAAAUGGAGGACUAUUACAAGUUAGAUAAGAAGAUUGUCAACUGUUAUUGUCAGAUGGCAAAAACUGAGCAUAAAAGGUGAUAAAGCUGCUAGAAGGGACACAUAUGAAGAAGUAUUGACAUAAACGAUGUGCUUUAAAAGACAUUUUCUUUUCCUGAAGAUUUGUACUGGAGUGUGGAUUCAUUCCAUGACCAGCGGGAGCUUCACAAGAGAGAAAAAGAGAAAAUGAUACGACUGCAAGGGUUUGGGCUAACAGGGAAAAUGAUGAUCAACUAUCAACCACUUACCGCCAUUAUAUCAUGAGCCUGCACAGCCAAUUAAUUCAUACAGCUGGAUAUUGAAAUUACUGUUUUUACUGGAAGCUUUGAUGGUAUUUUAUGGUGAUGAAAAUUGAAGUUAUUAGCAGACUUUCUUAAAUGCACUCUUCCUUUGAAGCUUAUCAAAGCAGAAUAUUUUUUGUGAAAAUCUAAUUGUGAAUGUUCUUUUUCCUUCUUAAACCUGAUCAAUUCAUGUAAUGCUUGCAUGUGAAAUAAUUAGCAUAAUAAACUUCUUAUAGAAAACAGCUUGAGUUAUGAUUGGAACAGAUACUAAAAGCAUGCCUAACAGGGGUGUGAUUUUCGGUUUACAUUAAUGUGCAUUUUCAUUUUUCAUCAUGUUUCUUUCUGUAGAAGCUCUGCUGUGCUUUUGUUUUUGACUGAUAUCUUCUGUGCGUGGUUAACAUGGUCCAUGGUCUCCUCGGCCAUAAGCCUGUAACUUAAAAUGCAUUUGAUUUGAAGAUAUGACCUCUUCAUGAAAAGCUCUACCAUGUUUUGGGAUAUGUGCGAAAUCAACAUGGUAGAUUGUUUAACUCUUGAUUUGAAGUUUAUGCUUACUGAAAUUAUUCACCUCUGGGUAGUCUAUAUUGGAAUUUUGUAGACCUUUUGUCCAGACAGAAAUGGAGAUGCCAGGUCUAGAAAGCUUGGACGGUUGAGCGAGGUCCAUUGUCGUCCUAGAGUUCUAUGUCUGCAAUUUCACACGUAUUUCUGGCUUGCCAGACAACACAUGCAUGAUUCGUAAGGACGAGCAGAAUCAAUCAUGGACUGGAAAGACGUUACGAUUUUGAACUCAGGAAAAGACAUGCCAGAGAUGUUUUUGUAUGUUAUGGAGGAUGAUGAUCUUUAUAAAUCUCACAUAUUCCAGAUGUAUUACUUCUUGUACGUUUAAAAGAAGCUCCAUUUCUUUUUAGUAGCUGAUAAGCAUAUAUGGCUUGUUCUUAGUAUUAUCUUAAGCUGCCAAUUCUUUCGACAAAUUUUAGCAUGUUUUAAGGUUACUUCUUUUAUGGAAGGAAAAUGAAUGUAAGUUGAUAUGAAUGAUCGUUCUUUGGAAUAAGAAAUUGAUAAUUUUAA
Messenger RNA from Gossypium arboreum, 2977 nucleotides. RefSeq names its product inositol-pentakisphosphate 2-kinase-like. The coding region runs from base 342 to 1673 and encodes 443 amino acids. Gene Ontology annotation, biological process: inositol phosphate biosynthetic process. NCBI's taxonomy places the organism in Eukaryota, Viridiplantae, Streptophyta, Magnoliopsida, Malvales, Malvaceae. Gene Ontology annotation, cellular component: nucleus. The record is from RefSeq and is a predicted model, not a curated record. The transcript is spliced from 10 exons. Gene Ontology annotation, molecular function: inositol-1,3,4,5,6-pentakisphosphate 2-kinase activity; ATP binding.